Messenger RNA from Haliotis rufescens (red abalone), 4838 nucleotides. RefSeq names its product E3 ubiquitin-protein ligase RFWD3-like. Bases 179 to 2278 code for a protein of 699 amino acids. The transcript is spliced from 16 exons. Gene Ontology annotation, cellular component: nucleus. Gene Ontology annotation, biological process: protein ubiquitination; interstrand cross-link repair. Lineage: Eukaryota; Metazoa; Mollusca; Gastropoda; Lepetellida; Haliotidae. Gene Ontology annotation, molecular function: ubiquitin protein ligase activity; protein binding. The record is from RefSeq and is a predicted model, not a curated record.
GUUACGUCCCUUGAAUGGCGCCAAAGCGGUUUUGAAAGACCACCCGAUUUAUAACCAAAGUAAACGUAUCACAACGAUUCAAGAGGCGCAUUGACGGUCUUACACAACAAGAGUACUCAUGUAAGCAAAGUCCCCACAAUGGUUUUACGACAUAUAUCAGUGCAGUCUCUAGCACAGUAUGGAUGUCAGUGAUGUCGGCGUGGAGGCGAUCCAGGAAGAGGUAGUUGUGGCUGACGAUGACCUGGAUGAUGGUUCUAUAGUUGUGUUGCCAGGACUGCGGGUGGCGCUGUCACCCAACAUUAUUGAACUCAGUGACUCAUUGAGCGGAGAAUCUGGCGAUGACAUAUUUGUGACAGAUUCAGAUGAAGGGGACAUUGUGCAAGACUCUGAUUCAGAGAGUAAUGAAGUGGACGUGGAGAAUUCAGCCCCGCCAUCGCCACGACAACCAACAGCAAUGGAUCCACCAUUACCUCAACUCCAACCAUCACCACAGCAACCAACAGCAAGUGAACCACCUCUACCUCUGCUGCCCCUACAGACAUCACCGACACCUGGAACUGCCAGGGAAGAAGGGACACAUGACCCACCUACUGGUGGAGGGGAGGUAACUGUGGCUGAUCCUCCAUUACCGCCACCAGAUGUCCCCACAACCCCUGUUGUUCCAGCGAGUUCUGCCAGGACACAGUCAUUACUAAAUGCAUCAUUGGCGGAAUUCCGAUCACCAAAGCGUCGGAAAAGGAGCUCUCCAGAAAAGUCGGCACCAACAAAUGUAGAAUCAGAUGAUGAUAGUGAUUGCUGUCCAAUCUGCUUUGAGCCCUGGACAACAUCUGGUAGCCAUAGACUGGCCUCUCUCCGAUGUGGUCAUUUGUUUGGUCAAAGCUGCAUCGACAAGUGGCUCAAGGGUCAGGGAGGAAAGUGCCCGCAGUGCAACGCCAAGGCCAAGAGACAGGACAUCCGAGUCCUCUACACAAAGUCUAUCAAGGCAGUGGACACCACAGAGAGAGAUCGGGCGCUUGCUGACCUGGAAAAGGAAAAAGAACAUCGGCGGAAGGCAGAGCUAGAAGCUGCACACUCCCGCCUUCAGUAUCAGCUCUGUAUAGAGGAGUGUAAUCGCUUCAGACAGGAGCUGAAUACAGCUCGCACACAACUCCAGCAGUUGAGGUCUCAAUUGAGCAGUGGUCAGCGUCUCUCCCAGACUUUGACACCAGAUGGCGCUACACAGACGACAGUCAACACAUCAGGGAAGAGGUUCGUCAUGGACAGAACAGUGAAGAUAUGGGAGGCUGGCCAGUGUCGGGUGUUGGCGUAUAGCUCCUCGUUGGGUGCCCUCAUUGUGUCUCAGCCCUCCUCAAGUACGCUCUUCCCUGGGUUUGGUAUUAAAAAAUUGAGUGCUAUGGACUUCAAGACAUCCCAGUACAUGACUAUCCACAGCAAGGCUAUCCGGGAUAUCUGCUUCCAUCCCACAUAUGACAAUGGAAUUCUGCUGAGCUGUGGUCUGGAUAAGACUGCCAAGAUGACCAGCAUCGUGAGCAACACUGUUGUACAAACGUACCACACCCAAGUGCCAGUGUGGAGCUGUAUGUGGAACAUUGACGACCCCAACUACUUCUAUACAGGUCUGAUGAACGGCUCUGUGCUGGAGUUCGACAUCCGCAACACACAGACCCAUGUCCAACAGCUCAACACAGGGGGCAGCAAGUCACCUGUCGUGGCCAUGCAGUACGUACCCCGGGACCACACUGCACUGUUCAGACCAGGAGGUCUGGUCGUGGGACAGCUGGACAGAACAAGUUUCUUUGAGAACAAGGGAGCAGAACAGCCCCGGUUGAACUUCCUGCCUCUAGAAGGAAGUUUAACAAGCUUAAGUUUUGAUAACCACACCCGCCAUCUGUUAGCCAGCUUCCGACCUACAGCUAAACACUCCAUGGUCAGGCACCAGCUGUGUGAGAUGUCGUGCAGCAACCUCAGCACAGACCCUGACGUCACAGACAACCUGUGCUCGUGUGACCUGGUGCACUCCUUCCAGGGAGGCAGGACACAGUCAGUGUUGUCCAAGUCUGCUCUCGUCCCCAACCCGAGUGACCCCAACAAAUUGCUUGUAUGUGCUGGUGAUGAGACGUCUAAUGCUAUACAUGUAUGGGACUGCAGUAGUGGUCAGCAGUUUCAGAGGAUUGCAGCAGGUGCCUUCGUGGUGGAUCUCACAACGUUUGCUGUCAACAGUCAACACUUCCUGGUUGCAUUAACUGAGAAGAUGCUCAAAGUUCACAAGUGGUGCUAGUUAAAACUGUCGUGACGAGGAGCAACUCAUGUCGUUCCCAAGAGCAAACUAAGGGCAUUAUGAAGUCAUCAAGCUGUUUGUUCUAUAACAGACAUGUACCUGUGGCUUUACAUUUGGUUGUUUUACAUUGUCAGCUGCAAUAGCAUGCUUCCCUACUGUAAGGGGACACUACUGACUAAUAAGCUAUACAAUGCAAACAGCUCUUUCAGUUUGUCUGGAGAGUAGUUACAAAUUUGUGGCAAAACAUUUAAAACAAUAUUUAAGGAUGUUUUAGAGGUAAAUACCUAAAAAAAUUGCCUCGAAAUAAAAACCUUUCAACAACCUGCAAACAAAAUGAUGUUUUUGAACAGCAUGUUUUGAACCUGUCUUUUUAAAAUUUUAACCUUAUCAUUUUUACAAAGUAGAAAAAUUUAAUAAUUGCACAACCCACACAACCACAUGACCCACACAACCACAUGACCCACACAACCACCUGACCCACACAAACACCUGACCCACACAGCCACCUGACCCACACAGCCACCUGACCCACACAACAACGUGACCCACACAACCACCUGACCCACACAACCACUUACUUGACCCACACAACCACAUGACCCACACAACCACUUACACACCACCCACAACCACAUGACCCACACAACCACUUACACACCACCCACAACCACAUGACCCACACAACCACUUACAUGACCCACACAACCACUUACAUGACCCACACAACCACUUACACACCACCCACAACCACAUGACCCCCACAACCACUUACAUGACCCACAAAACCACAUGACCCACACAACCACUUACAUGACCCACACAAACAUGACCCAGACAACCACUUACAUGACCCACAAAACCACAUGACCCACACAACCACUUACAUGACCCACACAAACAUUACCCACACAACCACUUACACACCACCCACAACCACAUGACCAACACAACCACUUACAUUACCCACACAACCACAUGACCCACGCAACCACUUACAUGACCCACACAACCACAUGACCCAGACAACCACUUACAUGACCCACACAACCACUUACACACCACCCACAACCACAUGACCCACACAACCACACAUGACCCACACAACCACACACAUACCACCCACAAGUACAUUACCUUCACACCCGCACAACACCACACACAACCACUCACACAACACCCACAACCACAUGACCCAAACAACUACCCACAAUCACAGUCACACUCAUGCUGACAUAUUCUCACACAAUACCACAUGCCCCAACAGAGCAAGCAGUUGUUUAAUAAUUGUUCAGACAUUUGGAAUCUGAAGGCAGAACUUGUUAUUGUGUGUACUUAAUAGACUCUUAACAGGACACAUCCUUCCAGAAAUCAGGUAUAUAUUCUAACAUAGCUUUUAUACUUUCAUACCGUUCCAGGCAACAUGUACCAUUCUUUGAAAUGAAAAUUACCGGUAACACAAAAGAAUCUACAGUUGUUUCCCGUUACCAAAAUCCAUGUAUGGGUAGGUUUACUAUGUCCCAUGAACCUGAAGUUUCCAGUGUAAUUUAGAUAUAUAUCAUUAUAUAUUGUAUUUUGGUCGGGAGUACAGCACUUUGGCAACAAACUCAAGUCACACUUUACACUUCCGAUUCCUUGGUCUUUUCUACUUUUAGUGCCAUGUCUUCAUUACAAUCUGUGUUCAUAUGUCAGAUAUGUCAACCCACAACCAUACAUUAGCCUUCAUUUCUUUGAUUAAUUCUUUGGGGAUCUGAUUUUUUUCACGAUAAUUUGAUUAAAUUUAAAAUCACAAACAUAAGACAGCUCAACAGUGAUGGCUAUGUUGAUGUAGAUUUGCAUGAUUAUCGGUACAACUAAAACAUGCAACCCUAGUGUUACUGGAGGUGAUCCGAGCUCCAAAGGCUGUGAGUUCGCUUAAAAUAUGCAAAAUAAAUCACCAUUACCAAAUUAAAUUUAAGUUGCUUACGUACAAAUACCCAUGAAAUGGUUUUUUAAACCAAUAGUAUAACAACACUAGCCAAUGUAGGCUGAUUCUUAUCAAAUGCAUGCAUCGCCUACAUAUAACUACUGCAGUGAAUAAUUAACAAUAGUGCUACGUCUCGCUUUUUGGAACUGACACGUGUGCUGUUGUGAAGUUUUGCCACAUCUAACACAUUUGGUAGCAGCAAAUAUUGAGAAUUUCUUUGAUAGGCAUUUAGAAGUUGGAGUACUAAGUAAGGAUAAGAAUCUAUGGAUGAACAACUUCCUUAUUACAAUUAAGAGCGAUGUUUCGGUGUAGGUUCUAACACCGUUAUCAAGCAUCUAUCAAGUUGGAAGCAUCACAUGCUUGAUAACAGUGUUAGAACCUACACCGAAACAUCGCUCUUAAUCGUAAUAAAGAAGUUGUUCAUCUAUAGAUUCUUAUCUUACUAAAUAUAGAGAAGGAAGUAAGAAGUUCCUUAAACAGCCUUUUAAGCAGAAUUAAUUAAUAAACUGUCUACUAACUGGUUUAUAAAUAGCCAGUAUUAUAGACUGGAUACAAAGGUGUAAAAUGUAUUGAAUACCCAAAGAAAACUAUAAAAUA